Triplophysa rosa is the source of this 4022-nucleotide messenger RNA. RefSeq names its product zinc finger protein 501-like. The coding region runs from base 133 to 1386 and encodes 417 amino acids. The transcript is spliced from 3 exons. Gene Ontology annotation, molecular function: DNA-binding transcription factor activity, RNA polymerase II-specific; RNA polymerase II cis-regulatory region sequence-specific DNA binding. Gene Ontology annotation, cellular component: nucleus. The record is from RefSeq and is a predicted model, not a curated record. Gene Ontology annotation, biological process: central nervous system development; regulation of transcription by RNA polymerase II. Lineage: Eukaryota; Metazoa; Chordata; Actinopteri; Cypriniformes; Nemacheilidae.
CCGAAAUAUUACUCUUGUUGUGUUUACACAUCUUUAAUCGGCUUUUGAGGAAAAGUGUGAAUUAACUCUGACGUUUUUGGAUCUGUUCCUCUGAGUGGCCCACACAGAGAUUCUGUGACAGUAUUGUAAAAAAUGGAAAUCGUUAAAGAGGAAAAUGAAGACGUGAAUGAUCCAGACCCGUGCAGAAUGAAAACUGAAGAUACUGAGGAACAGACAGAUCUGGUGCUGGAACAGACAUAUGAAAGUGAUCCGAAUGAAGAUGAAGAGAAACAUCAGCACCAGAAACCUCAUCAUUUCAAAACGGAAGAUAUGUCUUCUGGUUCUUCGCAAAUGAAAAAGACUUUUACAAAAGGAAGGCAAAAAUCUGAAAGCAGAAAAUCUUUUAGGUGCCCUCAUUGUGAAGAGGUCUUUGGACGAAAAACGGACUUUGAGCUGCACGUAAGAAUCCACACUGGAAAAAAGCUUUUCACCUGCCCUCAGUGCGCAAGAAACUUCUUGUACAAAGGCAAACUUGCAAAUCACUUAAGAAUUCACACGAGUGAGCUUCCAUACACGUGUCUUCAAUGUGGAAAGAGUUUCAGACACAAAGGAUCGCUUAAAGACCACAUGAGAGUGCACACUGGAGAGCGCCCGUACACAUGUGUUGAGUGUGGAAAGAGUUUCACACAGAGUAGUAGUCUAAACGUUCACAUGAGAAUUCACACCGGAGAGAGCCCGUACACGUGUGUUCUGUGUGAAAAGAGUUUCACUUUCAAGGGUAACUUUAAUGUCCACAUGAGAAUUCACACCGGAGAAAGCCCGUACUCGUGUCUUCGCUGCGGAAAGAGUUUCGCACACAAAAGUAACUUGAAGGAUCACAGUAGAGUUCACACCGGCGAGCGCCCAUACACAUGUGUCCAAUGUGGAAAGAGUUAUACGCAGAGCAGUCGCCUCACGGUCCACAUGAGAGUGCACUCUGGAGAGACCCCGUACACAUGUGUUCAGUGCGGAAAGAGUUUCACAAGCAUAAGUAUUUUAAACGACCACAUGAGAAUUCACACUGGAGAGAGCCCGUACACUUGUGUUGAGUGUGAAAAGAGUUUCAUUUACAAAAGUAACUUGAAAGUCCACAUGAGAAUUCACUCCGAAGAAAGCUUGUACACAUGUCAGCAAUGUGGAAAGGGUUUUGUGCAAAAAGGAGCACUUAAGGAACACAUGAGAGUGCACACCGGAGAGCGGCCGUACAUAUGUGAUCGGUGUGGAAAGAGUUUUACACACAGUGGUAGUCUCAAGGUCCACAUGAGAGUUCACACUGGAGAACGGCCAUACACGUGUGUUGAGUGCGGAAAAAGCUUCGCUUGCCGAAGUAAUUUUCGGGAACAUACGAGAAUUCACACUGGAGACUAGACUUACAGACCUUGAGAGUCACAUGACAGCUUGCUUUCGGUGUGGAAAAGUUGUACACGUUUCUUUUGGAAAAUGGAUUACACCACUGUUCACAGUGUGACAAGAUUCCCACGUGUUAUUCCACCACAUGUAAAAGAACACCUGAAAAAAUGUUUAAGGAUCACUGGUGACCUGAAGUCUUUGUGUACUUGUUAAAGUCCUUAGUAGAGCCAGUGACUUGAAAGAGCACCAGACAAUCUUAACUGAAGAAAGAACACGAGAACGUUCCUACUGGAGAGGAGCCCUCAAGUUUGGCAUUUUAGCAGUCAGUUUAUAUACUGACACACGUCAAAAAUAUUGUCACAGUGAGGAAAGACCAUCCUUAAAUCCAACACUUCAAGAAACUUAUUUUAUUAAUUGCAAUAUUUGUCCAUGAUAGCUUUUGGCAAAUGUUGUGAGCAUAUUUUUAAGUGUUAGAUUUCUCCACAUUUUAUAAAUACAUUUAUUUUCAGUGAGAUUAGUACAUUUGCAAUUAAUUGCCAUGUACUGUUGACCCGAGUGACCAAAAUGUUGUGUUCUUGCAUUAUUUCUGUGGUGUUUGGGUGAAGAAUCUGAAUACUCAUGUUUGAUGGCAUUUGAAAUGUUUCAGUGCAACUGGUGGAAUGGUCUCGUCCAUAUAUUUGUAGUAGUAUUAAUGUGGCACAACACAGUCUGACAUCUAAUGAUUCGUGUUGAUGGACACAAAGUUUCCAUUUUUUCAUGUCACUCAGCACGACUUUCAAUCUAAUGUAUUGUAAUACGAUGUAACGUUCAUAAUAACAAAUCAACGCAAUCUGAUGGUAAUUCGCACCUAUUUUACGAGGUGGCUCAUUCGUACGUUUUAUUGUGAUUUGACUUUGCCCCUGAGCCGUUGAGUUUAGGGACGGGGAUGGCUCUAUCGGGGCCUCUAUCGCUGUUUUGCCACCUCGUAAAAUUUGUGCGUUUUAGCAAAAUUAGCCUUUGCACCUGUGAUUUUAGGGUUUAGGGUGGGGUAAGGGGUUGCUUAUAGCCACCUCGUAAAAUAGGUAUAACUUCCUGUCAUAUCAGUUUAUAAAUAAAUAAAUGUUUAUACACACGUGACCUGUAUAUUUAAAGUCAUGCUGAGUGAGGCGAAAACAUAAGAAAGGGGGAAUUUGUGUCCAUGAACACGAAUCAAUAGAUAUACAGUAAAUUAGAUACAGUAUCUCACAGAAGUGAGUACACCCCUCACAUUUUUGUAAAUAUUUUAUUAUAUCUUUUCAUGUGACAACACUGAAGAAAUGACACUUUGCUAUAAUGUAAAGUAGUGAGUGUACAGCUUGUAUAACAGUGUCAAUUUGCUGUCCCCUCAAAAUAACUCAACACACAGCCAUUAAUGUCUAAACAGCUGGCAACAAAAGUGAGCACACCCCUAAGUGAAAAUGUCCAAAUUGGGCCCAAUUAGCCAUUUCCCCUCCCCGGUGUCAAGUGAUUCUUUAGUGUUACAGGGUCUCAGGUGUGAAUGGGGAGCAGGUGUGUUAAAUUUGGUGUUAUCGCUCUCACUCUCUCAUACUGGUCACUGGAAGUUCAACAUGGCACCUCAUGGCAGAGAACUCUCUGAGGAUCUGAAAAAAAGAAUUGUUGCUCUACAUAAAGAUGGCCUAGGCUAUAAGGCUAUAAGAAGACUGCCAAGACCCUGAAACUGAGCUGCAGCACGGUGGCCAAACUGUUAUACAAACUGUACACUCACUACUUUAUAUUGUAGAAAAGUUUAAUUUCUUCAGUCUCAUCCAUCCUUAUAUCAGUAACAUCAGCCAUCGUGGUCUUGCUCAUCCGAGCAUUUUUACGUUUCUUUGCAAAAAAAUGGUAGUUUCCUAUGGAGGAUGUGAAAUGGUAUAAAGAAAAUAAUAAAUGCAGGAAUAAAUGAAGUAUGAAAUGUAAAAGUACAUGAAUAAAUGUAGAAAUAAAUAAAUUCAUGCCGAAAAUAUAUAAAGAAAUGCAGAAAACGUAGAAAUACACUUUUUAUUAGAAUAUAUAUAGACCGUUUCAAUGGGUUUGCGCGCAUGGCUGCAGUUAACUUCCGGUCUGUGUUUGUUUAUCGGUCUGGCUAGUGUCAAAUAUAACUACUUAUAUUUUAUUUAAUAUUUGUUAAUAUUAUUGUUUUAUUUUAAAAUAAUUGUAUUAUUUGUUGUAUGUUAAUUGUAUUAAAUAAACGAUUUGUUGAAUGGGUCCUGUAGUUUGGUCGCUUUUCAAGAAACCGUAUGGUACACUGACAUCUAGUGGUUGAGAUUGGUAUCGCAGUCUAAAUCCAAAAUAUUGGAGAGGCAAGUUUAGCCAAGUAACAGUUCUUCUCUGUUUUUUUUUGCUUGUUAUCAGAAAUAUAUACUGUAUAUACUGUAUAUACUAUUACGGUAGAUCAAAACAUUCGGUGGUGCUCAUUAAAGGGCUCAUAUGGCGCAAACACGUGUUUUCUGUGUCUUUGGUGUGUUAUAAGUUGCUCAUGCAUGUAUUAGACACGUAAAAUUGCAAAAAUUAAAGUGUGGGAACAAAAGAGUCAUUCUAUGUAAAAGCGAAUGCUCACCCAGACCUGCCUGAAACGCCUCGUGUAGCCACACCCCCACAAAUCUACGUCAGUUGGUGGUCUGAUUUGACUAAGACCG